AUGGAAAAGGAGAAAUGCUUGGCUGGACGGCCCAACGUCCGCACUGCCAACACCUUCCUCCGUGGCUGCUUGGUUCUGGGAUCCGUGGCCGAUGCAGAGGCUGUGCUGCAUCGCAUGCAAACAGUCUGGGCAGCGCAGGAUGAUUGGCGCGAUCAGCAUGGUGGUAGACCCGAUGCCUCCACAUACGAGAUUCUCGUGACCCUGCUGUGUCAGGCUCUGAAACAUGGAAGGGCCCGGAAACUGGCUGCCGUGGCCGUUGAGACGUUGGGUGUAAGCCCCGGCUGCGCCGCCAUGUUUGUGGCCGCAGCGAGGGCGGCCCUCAUCUCAGGAGACAUCGCAGCGGCCGCCGCUGCUGCCAAGCGCGCGCGGAAGACCCUCGCGCGGGAGGGUGAGUUCUCUGAAAAGAAGCUCUCCAACUUGGCCGGCAGCGGUGGCAAGCGCGGCACGAAGAAGUGGACCUCGGACGGUGCCGAGAGCGAUGCGCGGGCACGGAGUCUCGAGGUAUUCCAGGACCAUCGGCAGAGGGAGAUCCUGGCCGACCUGAAGGAAAUCGAAGCCUUGCUGCCAGGCUCGGAGCCUGGCGCCAAGGUGCCUGCAAUCGACCUCCCCAAGCUCUUCAUGCGAACUCUCUGCUUCGAGGACUAUGGGGACAGCCAGACGGCCGCAAGCGAAUCGCUUGCGCAGGCCUUGCACCGCCGCCUGUGUGAGAAGUUGGGUUUGGAGAACGGGAGCGAUGCUGCUGAGACGGUUCGGCAGAAGUUCCGCACUCUGACGGGCAAAGGCUCCAAGAAGCGGAGAGCCGCGGAGGGGACCGAGGCCACCGUGCCCAGGGCUCGCAUCGAUUUGCGCGGCCUUUUCGCUGAGCCUGGUGAGGAGUUCACCCAAACACUGCACUUGGAACUCUGCAGCGGUUCCGGGGAGUGGCUUUGCUCGCAGGCCUUGCGCGACACCUCGGUGAACUGGGUCGCGUCUGAGCUGCGCUUCGACCGCGCUGCGCGGUGCUUCCAGCGGUUUGCCCUUCGCGGCCUCGCCGCUGAAGGAGCCAACGCCGGACUCCUCGUGGGCGACGCCAAAGGCACCCUGGAGGCCCACCUGGUGCCUGGUUGUGUGGCACGGCUCUUCAUUAACCAUCCAGAGCCCCCGCACCAGACCGACCUCGAACGGGCAGCGCAGAGCGGCGAGGCUCGAGAGGCCGGCAGCGGGACGGAGUCCACCCACCUUCUGACCCUGGCCUUCUUGCGGGAUGCCUGCACAGCCGUGCUGGCUCCCGAGGGCACGCUGACAGUCUGCACCGACAACCUCGCCUAUGGCCAGUGGCUUUUGAAGGCCUUCGCUUCGGAGCCCUUGCGGAAGCUCUUCAAGGAUGCUCUGAAGGGUAAGGGCUUCAAAGAAGGACUCGUGGCCGAGGAGAAGGGCUUCAAGCUGCGAAGCCAGCCUCCUCCGUGCGAGGUGGCCGGAGCACUGUACAAGGGGAGCGACGGUGGCUCCUACUUCCAGCGGCUGAAGCAGAGUGAGAAAGGCUCCAGAGGCCAGGAGAACGACCGCUACUACCUCUGCUUGCGGAAGCGUGCGGGGUGA
Symbiodinium necroappetens is the source of this 1578-nucleotide messenger RNA. The record is from the annotation of a GenBank genome assembly. NCBI's taxonomy places the organism in Eukaryota, Dinophyceae, Suessiales, Symbiodiniaceae.